AUUUAGGGCUUCAUAUAUUACAACCAUUGCGCCCGCCGGCCGUGUCUUCUUCAUUAUCUUCUCUCCUUCCUCACAUACACUCUCAUUUCUACUUACAGAAAUCUUCAAAGAUGAAUGUGGAGAAGCUUAUGAAGAUGGCUGGUGCAGUUCGCACUGGUGGGAAAGGAAGCAUGAGAAGGAAGAAGAAGGCUGUUCAUAAAACAACCACUACAGAUGACAAAAGACUUCAAAGUACUUUGAAGAGAAUAGGGGUGAAUGCUAUUCCUGCAAUUGAGGAAGUUAAUAUAUUUAAGGAUGAUGAAGUUAUUCAGUUUAUCAACCCUAAAGUUCAAGCUUCUAUUGCUGCCAAUACAUGGGUUGUUAGCGGUUCUUCUCAAACAAAGAAAUUGCAAGAUAUUCUUCCUGGAAUCAUUAACCAGUUGGGUCCUGAUAACCUAGACAAUUUGAGGAAAUUGGCAGAGCAAUUCCAGAGACAAGCACCGGGUGCUGCUGCAGCUGCUGGUGAGACUAAGGCUCAGGAAGAGGAUGAUGACGAUGUGCCAGAACUUGUUGCUGGAGAGACAUUCGAGGCAGUUGCUGCUGCUGAGGAAGGUCAAACCAAGGAAUGAUUUGCAUUGUUGGGUUUUUUGUAAUGUUAUUUUCUUUUUAAGCAUAUGGUUUGAAAUGUUCUUGUGAGUUGUGACAACCUUAGUUUUGGGGAUUCCUUCAGUCUUAAUCAUCACUCUUUCAUAUAGAUGAAGUUUCCCAUGAUUUUGUCUA
Molecule: messenger RNA, 759 nt
Organism: Impatiens glandulifera
Lineage: Eukaryota; Viridiplantae; Streptophyta; Magnoliopsida; Ericales; Balsaminaceae
Product: nascent polypeptide-associated complex subunit beta-like
Exons: 6
Coding region: 111-608 (165 amino acids)
Cellular component (GO): nascent polypeptide-associated complex; cytosol
Source: RefSeq, a predicted model, not a curated record